Molecule: messenger RNA, 4086 nt
Organism: Saprolegnia parasitica CBS 223.65
Lineage: Eukaryota; Oomycota; Saprolegniomycetes; Saprolegniales; Saprolegniaceae
Exons: 12
Coding region: 1-4086 (1361 amino acids)
Source: RefSeq, a predicted model, not a curated record
AUGGCAUCGCCGUGUCCGCGGGCCGACUGCUCGGCAGUCCAGAAGGAGCUCGAGCAUCUUCGCCGCGACGUGGAAGAGCUUCAGCUCGAGAACGACAAGCUCCAUGAGCACUCGGCGUCGCUGGGCCAGCAAGUCGCCACGCUCGAGGCCAUGAACGCCGACCUGCGCGAGCAAGUCCAGACCCCGCGCACGGCCCGCGUCGCAACGAUCGCAGAAGAUGAAGACGAGCCCCAUAACGAGAUGGUCACGCAGCUCCAAGUCAAGCUCGAUGCGUCGCUCGCGCGUGAAGCAGCGCUUGCGGAUCAACUGGCAAAGCUCGACGCGUCCCAUGCCCAACUGGCCGCCGCCCUCGUGGCCAAGUCAAGUGCUCCGCAAGCCGAUGAGCUCGCGCGUCUCAAGAACGACAGCGAUGGCCGCCGCGACGAGCUCUACGCGGCCCUCCGCGAGAACGAGCAGCUGCGAGAUGAUAACAACGAGCUUCGUACUGCUGUCGAGAAGCUCUCGCGAGUCGCUUUGGACGCCGAAGCCAAGCUGCAGGUCGCCGACGAUGAGAAGGCGGCGCUCUCAAGUGCGCUCGACGACCGGACGACGGCGGUGACGGAGCUCCUCCACAAGAUCGAGUCCCACGACGCCGAGAAGCAAGGCCUCGAGCGCAAGAUCCUCGAGAUGGACGCGGCCGAAGCGCACGUGGAUGCGAUGAUCGCGGACUUCAAAACCAAGUUCGAUGCUGAACGGCGCGGAAUGCAUGCGGAACUUGAGCAGUGGAAGCUCCGAGUGCGCGAACUCGAGGCGAGCACAACCGCGACGACAGCCGUAUCGACGACGGCGAACGAUGUCAAGGACGCUGCGCUGAGCGACCUCGAAGCCAAGAUCCUCGUGCUGCAAGACAUGCGUCUCCAGGACAAGGCGCAGAUCGCCGAACUCAAAACCAAAAUUUCUCAAAAGAACGCCGAUUUGAGCACGAUGGCCGAGAGUUUUGUGCCGAAAGACGAUAUCAAGCAGCUCGAGGCGACGGUGCAGGUCCAGCGGCAGCAAAUGCAGGACGCGCUUCGCGACGUCGACGUGUGGAAAGCACGCGUCAAGGAGCAGCGCGGGCUCCUCACCGACAUGGAGGCGCGCUGCGUCGCAAUCGAGUCGCAGUGUCGGGAAGCGGAGGCGUGGAACGCCAAGUACGAAGCCAAGGCCGGCUUGACCGACGUCGUCCGGCACCAGAAGAAGCUCCGAAGCGACUUGAGCGCGCAAGAGAGUGCGAAUGCGGCGCUGCGCGUCGAGCUCAGUCGCCACAAGGACGCCAUCUCCAAGCUCCAAGCUGCGUGUACCCGGCUCAAGCGCGACGCGGGCAAGCCAGACGAGUUCGAGUACCCGGAUCUCGUCUUGGAGACAAGCGUCCAAGGCAACCUCGCGCUCAUCCGCCAGCUCGAAGCCCAAGUCGCGGCCCUGGAAGACGAGCGCGUCGCGCUGCUCACCAAGCUCAAAGACCAAGCCAAGAAGACGGGGGCCUACCUCUUUGAGCACCACGGACUCACCAGUGCCCAAUACGAUCAAGUCCAAGAGCUCAUCUACCGGCUUCAGAACGGCGACACAGUCGACGCCUCUGCGCCGCCUCGCCUUUUGUCGCCGACAAAAGACGCGAGCGCAGAGCUACGCAAGCUGUACGACGCCAACACGCAGCUGCAAGCCGACGUCGCUCGGCUCUCGGCGGUCGUGGCCGCGUCAAGUCUUGCGCCAACGAACGGCCCGCCCGAGUGGGCAACCACGGUCAAAGACGAAGUGUGGCGCGCGACCGAGGCAUUGCAAAGCCACAUGCGUGAGCACAUGCAGACUGUGUUGGAGCAUCAUCCACGACUCACCAAGCACGCCAGCGUCCACACAUCCGGUCUCUUGUCGCCCGCAAGCGUCGUGCUGCAAGAGCCGCCGCCGUCCGCCGACGAAAUUGCGGCCGCGGUCUCCAAGGCGCUCGAAGCCCGCGGCUUGCAGCAUCAUUUGCCGACGCAGCAGGAGGCAACAACACACGAGACGACGACGAACGACGGCCGGCGCCAUGUGAUUCUCGAGACGCAGGACGAGAUGGAAGAGCAAACGCAGUGGGCGAUCGAGCUCGACACGUGCUUGGACGAACUCACGCACGUGACGUUGGAGAACCACAGCCUCCGCAGCAAGCUCGAGGCGUUCGAAGGUCUUUUGGCCAGCGUCCAAGACAACCACACCGUGCUCUAUCGCGAGCAUAUCGCGCUGCAGCAAACGUUUGCCGAGCGCCGGGCGUCGCUGGAAACGCAGCUCGCAACCAUGACCGCCAACGUCGACGAAGCGUCCAUCAAGCUCAAUCGGUACGAGCUCAUGCUGCAGAGUUUCGAGAAGGAGGGCGAGAUGCAGCAGACUCUCGUGUCGCUCACGCGGCAAGUGGCCAUUUUUGAAGUCAACCAAGCGCGGCUCGCACGCGAAUUCAACUUGGUGCGGGAAGAAAAACAGACCGAGUUUACACGCCGCGUCGCCGCCGAAGACGACCUCCUCGCCCUGGAAAAGACGCUCAAGGUGCGCAUCCAGUACCUCGAGGCGUGGCGCGAGGGCGCGUUGAGUCGGCUCCAGCACAUGGAGACGGCGCUGACCAAGAGUGUGCUCAAGCGCCAUUAUGACGGCGUCCUCGCCGAGCUCCAGCGACUCCAAACAAAGCACGCAGCGCUGCUGAAAAAGUACACGGACCGCCACGCACACUACCUUGCGACGCUCGAGCUACCAGCUCAGCACGCGUCGCUGCUACACCAGAACGCACAGCUCCUCGCGCGCCUGAACGGCGAGUCGAUCGACAAGCUCCAAAACGAACGCGUCCAGGCGCUUGAAGUUCAAGUGCAGUCGCAGCUGGCGCGUAUCAAAGAGCUCGAAGCAGGCAUGCCCGAGACAACGCCGGAGCCAGCGCCGUCCAGCACCAACGUCCACGACGUGUACGAGCAGCGCAUUGCCGAGCUCGAGCAGCUCUGCGGGUCGUUGGAGCGUCAGGUGCAGAAACAAAAGGAGGUGGCGACGCUGGCCGCGUCACAGGCCAACACGCUCGCGCUGCGCCAGACGCGGCGCCGGGACGAAAUCGACGCACUUGAAGCACGGCUCCACGAGCUCAGCGCGCGCUCCGACGAUGACGCGAUCAUCGGGCAGCUGCAGCAAAAGAUCGUCGGGAUCAAGGCCAACUACCAAGCCUUUGCAGAUCGGUACGAGCAAGCGGUGGAGGCCCAGCGCGCGGCCCAGCUCCAGAUCAAUACGCUCUCGAUGCAGCUCGAACACACGUCGAAUCAUUACGCGGGACAGCUCGAGACGCAACGCCAGCGCAUCGCGAUCCUCGAGUCGACAGUCGCGCAUUUGCAAGCGUCGGACGUGGUCGCCAAAAUCAAACGCUUCGAUGCGAUGGCGUCGCGCCUCGAAGCUCUCGACGACGACCUCGCUGCUGUCCACGCCAAGAAGCGCCAGCUGGAGCGGCGCAUCGAAGAGCUCGAGUCCGAGCACGACGCGGUCGUCGGGCCUGGCGUUCUUGGCGCCGACAUCCACCUUGUCGAGCGACUCAAAUACCGCGUCCAAGUCCUCGAGCAGCGAGAAGCGUUGCUCUUGGCCCAGCUCGAUGAUGCUGCCAAGGCCUCGGCGGCGAUGCUGCCCUCGGAACGGCUUGUCCAAGAAAAGCAAGUACUCCAAACGCAGUUGGAUGCGACCUUGUUUGAGAUGGACAAGGUGCAAAAACGCAUGCAGCAGACGAGCAAGGAGGUGACGGAGCGCGACCACAAGAUCCGCCAACUCGAGCUGCGCGUCGAGACCUUGCUGAUGGAGCUCCAGCAAAAGCACGUACACAUGGAGCCUGCUACGACGAUCGCGCCACUGGGGACCGCGCCGAGCUCGCCGUCGAUGCGCUCCAAAGUCGGGUACUAUGAAAAGGACCAAGCGAAUCUGCAGCAAGCCGCGCAGGCGACGAUUGCGAGCUUGAAGGCGCUUGUCGCGGACAAGAACCAGCGCAUCGAAGAGUACCAAGCCAAGCUCGAGGCCAUGCGCGCGACGAUGGACAAGCGCGCUUCUGGACAAGAUUUGUCCAUGAUAGUGAUCGUGUACUAG